AUGAAACUCGGCGCUGGCUAUCCAAUGGGACCGUUUGAACUGUGCGACUAUGUAGGCCUUGAUACCACCAAAUUCAUAAUGGACGGUUGGAACAAGCAAGAACCAUCACGAGAGCUGUUCUUUCCAAGCAAAGUAUUGGAUAAACUGGUAAAGGAAGGCAAACUCGGACGAAAAACCGGUGAAGGAUUCUACAAAUACACGAAACCUUGA
Messenger RNA from Cooperia oncophora, 210 nucleotides. NCBI's taxonomy places the organism in Eukaryota, Metazoa, Nematoda, Chromadorea, Rhabditida, Trichostrongylidae. The record is from the annotation of a GenBank genome assembly.